Molecule: messenger RNA, 1728 nt
Organism: Suillus fuscotomentosus
Lineage: Eukaryota; Fungi; Basidiomycota; Agaricomycetes; Boletales; Suillaceae
Product: PAXNEB-domain-containing protein
Exons: 5
Coding region: 39-1394 (451 amino acids)
Biological process (GO): tRNA wobble uridine modification
Cellular component (GO): transcription elongation factor complex; cytoplasm; elongator holoenzyme complex
Source: RefSeq, a predicted model, not a curated record
CUCUUCAUGCAGGGAAGAUCUACUGCAGGACGCUUAUAAUGUCUUCUUUCAAACGUAAAACACUGUCAGGUCGGGCUAACCUACCCCAAGGCACUCGUCUUUCCCCGUUUUCCACUUCUACCGUGAUCACUUCAACUGGGAUACCUUCACUUGAUGAUAUUCUCGGUGGGGGACUACCUUUGUCUUGCUCUCUCGCUGUCCUUGCUCCUGAUCAUCACUCGGCAUACGGAGAACUGGUGCAGAAGUACUUCGUAGCCCAAGGUCUUGCCUCUGGUCAGAAAGUCUGCAUCGUCCAUGACGAACCCCUGAGAUUUGCAAGGGAGGGCAUUUGGAUGGCCGGGAAUACUCCAUCGACGCCUGCACAAGCCAGUACAGCUGAGGAUGCGGACGAUGAGAAGGCGAGUCAGCAUGAUAAUAAGAUCAAGAUUGCCUGGCGUUAUGAGCAGAUGAAGAAGUUUCAGACAACAGUCUCGUCUAACUCUCUUAAUGACGAUCUCUGCCUGUCAUUUGAUUUGACUUGCAGAAUCCCCGCUACAGCCCUUGAUGCUGCACGACAAUCCGCCCAACUGAUUCCGAUUGAUGUUGAUAUAUUUGAGGAUGGUACGGGAGUAAUCGAACAGAUCGAGGAGCUACUGUCGAACGGCACAGAUGCACACGCUGUCCGAAUAUGUAUCCCUGCUUUAGGAUCGCCCCACUGGGACGACAUGCAACCACCAACUGUGUUGGCCUUGCUGCACUCGCUUCGAAGGCUUCUGCAUCGGCAUCCAAAUGCUUGCGCCUCACUAUCUCUCGCUCCUCAUAUGUGUACGGAUACAUGGGGAGGACCGGGGUGGGUUCAAAAAGUGGGGUGGCUAAGUGAUGCAGCAAUCUCGAUGUCGGCAUUUGGUGCUAACCCAUCACUAUCUUCUCUUUUCCCUUCCCAUCACGGCAUCGUUCAAAUUCUGACGCUUCCGGCCCCCCAUACUAUUCUCCCAGCCAGUGAUAAAUAUUCCACCCUCCGCGGGUUGUCAUCGGCUGCAGGGUCGAUGGGCGGAAGUGGAGAAAAUAACCUUGCUUUCAAGUGUAUGCGCAAACGUCUUAUCUUUGAGACCCUACAUCUGGACUUGGAAGGUGGUGUGACUGAGCGGCGAACGACACCUUCCUCGAAUGCUAUGGCACUGGAUGGCAACAUGGUGCAUGAAACGAUGCCCGCUGCUGUUCUGGCGACUGAAGGCAGAAAGGGCUCACUUGCAACUGUGGAGGUUGAAUUUGAACGUUCCAAGGAGGUAGUGUCCGAUACUUCUACGAGUCGGGCUAUACCCGAUGCUGACGACUCCCUUGUUCCUGCAAAGCCAAAGAAGCCAAAGAAAAAGGUGGCGUUCCGUUCUGAGCGUCCUGAUUUGUACGAUUUUUGAAGGCAAUUUAUCUCCGUUACCCUGCAACAUGGCGAUGACUACGGUACUGUUCGCCCUGUUGUACCUGUAAAUGGAAAAAGUGAGUGUUACUCAUGAAGCCAAGUGUGCAACGACUGUCAAUAUUGGCCCUCGUUACGUUGGAAUGACGAGGAGUGGAGAGUCGACAGCUGUAAGCAUUUGAUGUCGGAGAUACAAGUCACUAGGACUAGCUCCAGCAUAAUUGAAUAACCAUGAGCUGACGUGUGAAAUCUAGAAAAUUAGAUUCGGAGAGCUUUCACCUUUGAACAGCUGUGUGAUGUAACCAUGUCGCGGUGAUGGAGAUAUGAUGAAUGCA